AAAUAUAAUUACAGCUACGGUCAGGUAUCUAUUAUUGUAAUCAAUGUUGCUUAACCUGACUAUUAAUCUGUCAAAAAGCCGGCUUAUUAAAUAUGCUGAUUCAUUUAUUAAUAAAUACAAAAAACUUUCAACGGGAGUCUCUAAAUUUAACAGUGUCCAACCGGCAAAAUCAAUUAAUGCUAUGGAAGACAAAUCAAUAUAUCUGCUUCCCAAUAAUCAAAGAUUUGUUGAACUAGAUAGUUCGCAAGCAUUUGAAAAUUUGACCAAUCAGGAAAAGCUCUAUGCUCAUUAUUUAAGUAAGGCUGCUUGGAAUGGUGGACUUAUUGUACUUUUGCAAACAAGUCCCGAGUCACCUAAAAUUUUUUCAUUGCUACAUAGAAUUUUUCUGGCUGAGCCUUUAGAUGAUUUGAAGAAAUCUGCAAUUGGUGCAGGAGUAGCAGAAGAUGAUUUUCAGGCAUUUCUAGUGUAUGCUGGUGGCCUUUUUGCAAACAGUGGAAAUUAUAAAGGAUUUGGUGAUACUAAGUUCAUUCCAAAUCUAUCAAAAGAGACAUUUGAGUCAAUAAUAAGAGCAUCAAAAGCGUAUGCAAAUGAUAACAUACAUAUCACGAAAUUAUGGGAAAACACAAAAGAUGCCAUAUUCAGCAUCGCACCAAGAUUAACAAGUCUCGGCUUGUCAGAUAAAGGUGUAACUACAUACUUUUCAAGUAACUGCACAGAAGAAGAUUCUAAUCUAGUUAAUGAUUGGAUGAAGACAAAGCGCAUCGAGGCAUAUAUCUGUCGGACAUUCAAAACUGUUGCUGAUGAUGGAUUACCAAUAUACACAAUUCAUUUGGCCAGUGUCGAGAAGAGUGCUAAACCCCCACUUACAAUGGAAAAAGAAAAGUACAAAAAUGCAUACUUUCAAGUAACACGUGGUGACUAUUCUCCCUUACUAAGUCUUGUAAACGAGAACUUGAAAAAGGCUAUAGAAUACGCGUCCAAUGACAAUGAAAGGAAUAUGUUGAAACAUUAUAUUAAUAGCUUCCAAGAGGGUGAUCUGAAUGAACAUAAAGAAGGCAGCCGGUACUGGAUUAAGGACAAGGGACCAAUAAUCGAAACGUAUCAAGGCUUCAUAGAGACGUACCGUGACCCGAGCGGGCAGCGCGGCGAGUUCGAGGGCUUCGUGGCGAUGGUCAACAAGGAGAUGUCGCAGAAGUUCGGCCAGCUCGUGGAGGGUGCGGAGAACUUCAUCAAGCUGCUGCCCUGGGGGCGUCAGCUCGAGAAGGACUCCUUCCUGCGCCCCGACUUCACUUCGCUCGACGUGCUCACCUUCUCCGGCAGCGGCAUCCCGGCCGGCAUCAACAUUCCAAACUAUGAUGAAAUCCGCCAAAACGAAGGAUUCAAGAAUGUGUCGCUCGGCAACGUGAUCCCGGCCGCGUACAAGGAGUCCGUCAUUCCCUUCCUAUCGGACGAUGAUAAGAAACUGCUCGAGAAGUACCGAGUGCCGGCUUUUGAGGUACAAGUCGGUCUCCAUGAACUUCUUGGACACGGCAGUGGGAAGCUGUUACGACAGAACGCCGAUGGAACAUUCAAUUUUGACAAGGAGAAAGUUAAGAACCCGCUCACGGGAAAGGAAAUAGAAUCGUGGUACACCGACGGGGAGACUUACGACAGCAAGUUCACGACGCUGGGUUCCGCCUUCGAGGAGUGCCGCGCAGAGGCCGUCGGCCUCUACCUCUCGCUCGAGCCGCAGAUACUCAAAAUCUUCGGUUACGAGGGUGAGGAGGCACAAAACGUCAUGUACGUGAACUGGCUUAGUCUACUCUGGAACGGCGCUGCAAAGGCGACGGAGAUGUACCAACCCGCUAACAAAAUCUGGUUACAGGCUCAUGCAAGAGCGCGGUUCGUUUUGAUGCGGUUGUUGGAGUUAGAAGGCAAUGGACUGCUUACCGUCACCGAGGUGGAACCUGGAAAGAAUUUGCUUCUCACAUUGGACAAAAGUCGCCUGGCCACAGACGGGAAAAGAAUUAUUGGCGAAUUCCUCGUUAAACUUCAAACCAUCAAGGCGACGGGCGACGUGGCGGCGGGCGAAAAAUUAUUCGAUACCUACAGCCGCCUCGAGCAGCCCUGGAACAGCUGGAGGGACAUCGUCAUGAUGCACAAACAGCCCAGGAAUAUAUUCGUCCAGCCGAACACAGUGCACGAAGGAGACAGCGUGCAGCUGAAGCGCUACCCGGCCAGCGCGGAGGGCAUGGUGGCGUCGUGGGUGGAGCGCUUCCCCGCCGCCGCCGUGCACGACGAGCUGGAGCGCCUCGCCGACCACGAGCGCGCGCACUUCGCCGACCUGCAGCGUCUGCUCUGAGCACCCCGACCUGCAGCGUCUGCUCUGAGCACCCCGACCGCUGCAGCGUCUGCUCUGAGCAUACACCGGCACUUGUGAAAUGACUACUAUCUUUGCAAAUAUAUUUUAUACGAAGCA
Molecule: messenger RNA, 2458 nt
Organism: Vanessa atalanta (red admiral)
Lineage: Eukaryota; Metazoa; Arthropoda; Insecta; Lepidoptera; Nymphalidae
Gene: DppIII
Product: dipeptidyl peptidase 3
Exons: 14
Coding region: 44-2341 (765 amino acids)
Biological process (GO): proteolysis
Cellular component (GO): cytoplasm
Molecular function (GO): dipeptidyl-peptidase activity; metalloexopeptidase activity
Source: RefSeq, a predicted model, not a curated record